ACGUUGACCAAUCACGAGGACCAUGUUACAACGUCACUGCCAGUAUAGUGCCAGAGAGGCCCAUGAGGAUUGCAACUCAUGCCCAUUGUCGAGAACUCUGAUAAGUGGUAUUCUAUAAAUCAUGAUCUCCCGGCCGUUGGACCGUGCGGGGAGUGCCGAAUUGCUGAAUCAGAUGUUGAUUUGUGUUUACCGUGUCUUGGUGAGUGCAAUCGAAAGGGAGAAUUGAGAAAGAGUCGGACAAGAACUUGGUUGGCGGCAAAUUGGCAGGAGACCAAAAACAUCGGGAGCGUCGAUGAACAGCGAUGCAACGGAGGCUGCACUCGGUCUCCUCAGCCUCUCUCCACUGAACAACACAAUCCCUCAAAUCAGAAAACCAAAACCAAUACCAACACCAAGACCACCGCCAACGACAACACCAAUACAACCUGCGCCAUCAGCUAGCCCCCCUCCUCCAGACGCAGACGCUAUCAGCUGCAUAUGUGGUUUUCUCUUCGACGAUGGCUUCAGCAUUGCUUGCGACGUCUGCUCUCGUUGGUGCCAUGCAGCAUGCUUCGAUAUUGUGGAGGGCGAGGUCCCAGAAGAGUGGCGUUGUUGGGACUGCGAUCCCCGUCCUGUUAACCGCGACCGCGCAGUCCGCCUCCAGAAACAACGUGUCGCCGAGGCACAAGCCAGAGAGAGGGAAAGAGACAAGGAAAAAGAUAGAGACAAGGGCAGAAAACGAGACAGAGCAGGUUCGCCCGUUCAGCGACGACGAGCCAGCGCUGCUGCCAUUGAGGGCUCUGGAAAUGCAAAGAAGAAACGUAGAGCAUCUAUCAUCUCCCCGUCGACGCCGCACCCGCCGCCGACGCCAACACAGCAUGGGGAAGACGAGCCGGUCGACAUCGACGAACCGUGGUCUUUGUCCUACGUCCCUAUCACUAAAGACAUCGUUACAGCAGAAGCCCAUGCCAGACUCCGCAGACAAGCCCAGGCAUGGCGUGGCGUCACCGCCCUCUCGCCACCCAUACAUCCCAACCACACACAGAUCCACUCAGUCCCGCCUACACCCUCUCCAAGUCAGCUACAUACCAACCCCCUCGUUCGCCCGCCCACCUACAGCCUCCACACAACUGCGCCUGUUCCUUCGUCCAGCUACAUCGCCCCGUUUACCUGCGCUAUCACCCCAAGCGCCUCUUACCUCGCUGACCCGCUCAAUGCGUACGCCCACCUUGGCAUGCCAAAGCCAUUCGUGCACCUCAUGGGCCCACCACUGGACGUUGCCCUCGAUGCGAGGGUCGUCGGCAACGAGGGGCGCUUUGCCCGGAAUGGAUGUCGUCCAAAUGCAGUGCUGAGGCCCUUUUUGUGCCCAAAGGCCAAGGAUGAGUCCAAGCAAGAGGGAAUGGAAAGUGGGAAGAAGGAGAGGGGAGAAAGUGAGAAGAAGGAGAAGAAGGACGAGACAGACUCAAGUCCAGAAACCCUAACAUUUGGCGUAUUCGCACUGCGUGACCUCAAAGCCAACGAGGAGGUUGUUCUCGGCUGGGAAUGGGAUGAUGGGAACGCGGUGCACAGUCUCCCUGCGCUCAUAGAGAGCCCACAUAUAUUCUCGACGUACCACCUAACACAUCUCCGCGCACAAAUGACCUCCAUCCUCCAUGCCCUCAGCUCCACAUUCACGACAUGCGCAUGCGGUGCCCGCGCAAGGGACUGCGUACUGAACGUCAUGGCGCAGUAUGUUGACGGGGAGCUCGAUGCAGCCAGCGUCGCGUGUGCGUCAGGGCAGGCUAUGAAUGGUACAGGCGCCGGGCUGAAUGGUUUAGGCGCUGGAGCGAUGAACGGUGUUGGUGCUGGGACCACAAAUGGUACAAACACCGGGAUGGUGAAUGGGAAUGGGAUGAGACAGGCAGGAGAGGCAGACGCAGGCGAUGGGUCGAGCUCAGAUAAGGAGAAUUGGGGACAUGAGUAUGGGCGGACUGGGGUAGGCCUCGGGAUCCAGAUGAAUGCGAACGCAACUGGUGCCAACGGGAUCAGCGGUGCCAAUAUCAACGCAAACGGCGCCAAUACCAACGCAAACGGUUUGAACGGGAACACACCACCGUCAUCCGCAUUCACCCGGAAAAUCGACCUCGGUCCGCUAAUCGGUGCCAAGCGUGGGUUCAGGACGCGGGAGAAGGUGCCGUUUGGUGGGGGCGUUGGUGGUGUGGAGAUGGUUCCGUCGGGAUCGGGUGGGAGUUUUGACGCUGGAUCGACUGGGGGAUUUGGUGCUGAGUUGAGUGGGGGAUUUGGUGCUGGGUCGAGUGGCAGGUUAUCAAGUGCAGGACUUGACGUAUGGCCCUCAAGUUUCAAUACUUCUGCGGGACCAUCGAACUUAGGACCCAAUGGAGGAUUGUCGAAUUGGCGCCCUACGAUUUCCACCUCUAGUGCGGGACCGUCACGAACUUCCCAUUCUACGAAGACCCGUGAUAGGAAAGGCAAGGGGCGCGCGAAGGAGGAAAUAGAUGUGGACGUGGAUGUGGAUGUGGAAGGCGAUGGCCCUAAUCCCGACUCGGUGGAGGUCGACGAGGAGAAGAUUCCGCCGAGGAUGCGUAAGAGGUGGAUGCAUGCUGUGUCUGUGUCGCAUGAGCGUGAUGAGCCAUGGACAAAGCCUAUUGGGAGCGCAUGGACACAGUUCACCAGUAUCGAGUGGACAUAGUCCACCCGCCCCGGUGUCUACGACAGACUGGAGAAGCCCAGCAUCGUUAUCAGGGGACAGUCCAGCACCAACAUCUGGAGACAGCCCUUCGCCGCCAUCCCCCGAGAGCACGGUGGAUGGAAUGGAUAUCGAUGUGAACGAUACGUCUUCUGACAUCCGUCAAAUGCCACCACCACCAAUGCCGGCAGCUCUCGACCCCACUACCAUUUCGUCCGUCGCAUUCGCAUCCGUUUCGCCCUCAGCGACAUUCUCAAAACUAUCUCUUCUAUCACCCGUCCUGCCUGAUAUGCGCUCGGGGUCACCGUCCCUCUUUGGAAUGCCUCUGACAAACUCGUCUAGGCGUCAUGUACC
Suillus clintonianus is the source of this 3019-nucleotide messenger RNA. RefSeq lists its product as uncharacterized. NCBI's taxonomy places the organism in Eukaryota, Fungi, Basidiomycota, Agaricomycetes, Boletales, Suillaceae. The record is from RefSeq and is a predicted model, not a curated record. The transcript is spliced from 5 exons. The coding region runs from base 293 to 2668 and encodes 791 amino acids.